Messenger RNA from Protobothrops mucrosquamatus (brown spotted pit viper), 544 nucleotides. RefSeq names its product single-pass membrane protein with aspartate rich tail 1 (gene SMDT1). The transcript is spliced from 3 exons. Lineage: Eukaryota; Metazoa; Chordata; Lepidosauria; Squamata; Viperidae. The record is from RefSeq and is a predicted model, not a curated record. Bases 52 to 333 code for a protein of 93 amino acids. Gene Ontology annotation, cellular component: uniplex complex; mitochondrial inner membrane. Gene Ontology annotation, biological process: mitochondrial calcium ion homeostasis; calcium import into the mitochondrion.
GGUUAUCAAGAAAGUGUCCGAUUCCUAGGGGAGGAGCUGCCUAUAGAGGAGAUGGCUUCGCGGUUGUGGUCAGCGGCUGGCUCUUGGGCAAGGUUGCGUCCCGUCGAGAAGCAGAAGGCGCCCUUAGCAACCGUUUUAUCCUCACGAAAUAUAACCGUCACUCGGACUGGCGCCAUCUUGCCUAAGCCCGUCAAAAUGCCAUUUGGUCUUGUCCGAGUGUUUGCCGUUGUAAUUCCCUUUCUCUAUGUUGGGACACAAAUCAGCAAAAGUUUUGCAGCUUUGCUUGAAGAACAUGAUAUCUUUGUACCAGAGGAUGACGAUGACGAUGACUAAUAGGUCUACAAUGUGGCAGUAAGAGGAACAAAGCCAUAAUAAAGUGUUCCGAUGUCAAUGUUUAAUCACCGCUCCUCAGAUGUCUAAAGAACAUAUUUUGGGGACAGCUGGACUACCCAUUGUACCACGGAUUGCUUUGUGCAUGUGUAAAACAAUGAUGUUUAAAUGCUAUAUCUAUUUAAGAAUACAUAUUUAUGUCUUGAUUCAACAA